Molecule: messenger RNA, 1123 nt
Organism: Meira miltonrushii
Lineage: Eukaryota; Fungi; Basidiomycota; Exobasidiomycetes; Exobasidiales; Brachybasidiaceae
Exons: 1
Coding region: 16-1053 (345 amino acids)
Source: RefSeq, a predicted model, not a curated record
AUCAUACAAUAAAACAUGUCGGAGCCGGCCAAAGAUGAGGCUGGCUCUUCAUCCUCCUUUAAGCUACCCUCAAGACAAUCAUACUUUACAACAUUGUCAGCGAUCGCAUUUGCUUCAGGAUUAGGGAUAGCAGCUGUUGUAACGAUACGGAGAGGAAGAAAGAUGAAGAUGGAGGAUAUGCAAACGAUAAGCAGACCAUUGCAAAAUUCUCAGCUUACACAAAAAAGGAUAAAGGAUGAAAGUCCGCUGGGAAAUGCUUCUUCGAAAGGAGUAUUUGCUUUGUUUGGCGAAAUGAAUCGUUCAAUUUUCAAAAAGCAAGAUUUACAGCAUGUGGAAGAUACUUCUUCUUUAGCAGGACCAUCUGCUUUAAGAAGAAGUACGAAUGAACAGACGUCUCUUCGAGGAAAGAAUGUACAGGAAUCAGUCUUUGACUCAAAUAGUUCUGCUCCCCCACCAGUCUUUGACUCAAAUAGUUCUGCUCCCCCACCAUCAGUACUGAUGCGAUCAAAACCAAAGCCGGAAGUGGAGCAGGGGAAGAAACCAAUUGCACAAGAUCAGAUACCUCAAGUCAAAGUUCCAAUCGGCGAAUCACCGGUCGUGAUGGCGAUCAAGGCAAUCGGAAUAGCGACUGGAAUCGUAGGAAUUGCAACUUGGGUUUCGAUAGAGAUCGCUUGUAGGGUAUUGCACGUAAAAAAUAUGGACGAAUUGAUCGAAAAGUUAACGUCAAUCGUACCUGCAAGUGAACGUAAGAAUGCCGUUUUUGAUAAGAUCGGACAAUCAGCUCGACAAAGUUUGGAAGGCGCAAUCCGUAGUCAUGAUAAAGCAAGCGAUAUAGAUACGGCAGACGCUUAUUCCGAUUCGAGAUUGCGUACCGGUGAUUCUGAUAGAAACGGAGAUGCACCUUUGCCCGUUGGAGAGGCUGUCAAACAACUUGAUGAAGCCGUUGAGCGUGGAGAUGCGGCUGCUUGGAUGGAAAUUUUGAGCAGACAACUUAAUGCAGAACGCAGAAUCGAAUUAGAGGAACGACAAUCACGCAUGUCUGCCUCUUCUUGAUGUUGCAAUAUAACAAUGUACCAAUACAACUACAAUAUAACAAAACUUUUGUAUAAAUAUAAUGCAUUCC